Molecule: messenger RNA, 691 nt
Organism: Phalaenopsis equestris
Lineage: Eukaryota; Viridiplantae; Streptophyta; Magnoliopsida; Asparagales; Orchidaceae
Exons: 4
Coding region: 82-606 (174 amino acids)
Source: RefSeq, a predicted model, not a curated record
CGUCAACGAAUUUACAACGAAGAAUCCGAGAACCGUGAAAUUCUUCUUCGAAACCCUAGACUCAUGUUCUAGUCUUCGCCAAUGGCGGAAGAGGAAGUCGACGGGAAGGGGCAACCGAGUCCUUCUCAGCUUCCUUUUCUUGAAGUACUAUGCAAGAGCUGCGGUAAAGUUCGCCGCUUUGCGAGCGGGACCGAAGCCGGCUUUGCAGUGUGCUUGAUAAAUAGUAAGCUAAGUUUUGAAGCUCCACCAGCUCUGUACAUUGAAGCUGCUAAAGAUGGGGAAGAAUCUAUCUGUUUUGGCCCCAAAGCAGCUCUAUUCAAUUAUGGUGAAGGUUGGAAAUUGCAGACAGUUAUUGAAGAAGCCAUGAAAGAAGGCUAUGAAGCAGCAGCAUCCCAGAAGAUACCAAAGCAAAUUUCAAGCAUGAUGAAACCAUCUGAAAGCAGGUAUUAUAUUGGGAAGCCAGCUGCUGGAACCGAUCCCACAACCGGAUUUCAAUAUUUUGUGAAGAUACUGAUUGCUUUUGCUUUAAUGUUCGUGCUCGGAGGAGCUCUGGUUGUCUUUCUGGAAAAUCUUCCAUGGUUGAUACAGCUUGUAAGCUCUUUUUAGAUGCAAUUCUAUUUGUUUUUUGGGUUUUACAGUAAAUAUUUGUUAUGUAGUGGAUUUAAUUAAACGACUUUGGUAAAUUUGAGAU